Echinops telfairi (small Madagascar hedgehog) is the source of this 2791-nucleotide messenger RNA. RefSeq names its product insulin induced gene 1 (gene INSIG1). Lineage: Eukaryota; Metazoa; Chordata; Mammalia; Afrosoricida; Tenrecidae. Gene Ontology annotation, cellular component: SREBP-SCAP-Insig complex; endoplasmic reticulum. The transcript has 5 exons. The record is from RefSeq and is a predicted model, not a curated record. The coding region runs from base 49 to 855 and encodes 268 amino acids. Gene Ontology annotation, biological process: SREBP-SCAP complex retention in endoplasmic reticulum; cholesterol biosynthetic process; SREBP signaling pathway.
UUUCUUUUUUCCUUCCAGGAAACUCAUCUCACACUGUGGUGGGCACUGAUGCCCAGAUUAGACGACCACUUCUGGAGUUGUUCCAGCCCUGCCAGUGAGAGGCACAAAACCCACUCGAGAGCCAGCUCUGGAGGGCUGGCUGCAAAAGCGGAAGAGAUGAUCAGCCCCUCCGUUUCCCGCCCCUCUUUGCCAGUGGACCCCAGGGCCCCCAGUGUGAGUGCCCACAGCUGCAGCAGUAGCAGCAGCCACACUAACAGUUGGCAUCACCAUUUGGUGCAGAGGAGCCUGGUGCUGUUUUCAGUUGGAGUUGUACUAGCCCUGGUGCUCAACCUGCUACAGAUCCAGAGGAAUGUCACUCUUUUCCCCGAAGAAGUGAUUGCCACAAUCUUCUCUUCUGCCUGGUGGGUGCCUCCCUGUUGUGGGACGGCAGCUGCUGUUGUGGGCUUACUGUACCCCUGCAUUGACAGUCAUCUUGGAGAACCUCACAAGUUUAAGAGAGAGUGGGCCAGUGUGAUGCGCUGUAUUGCAGUUUUUGUUGGCAUCAACCAUGCAAGUGCUAAAUUGGAUUUUGCCAAUAAUGUUCAGCUGUCCUUGACUUUAGCAGCCCUGUCUUUGGGCCUUUGGUGGACAUUCGAUCGCUCAAGAAGUGGUCUUGGGCUUGGAAUUACUGUAGCCUUCCUUGCUACUCUGAUCACCCAGUUUCUCGUAUAUAAUGGGGUUUAUCAGUAUACAUCCCCAGAUUUUCUCUAUAUUCGUUCUUGGCUCCCAUGCAUAUUUUUCUCAGGAGGCGUGACAGUAGGAAAUAUAGGACGACAGCUAGCUAUGGGUGUUCCUGAAAAGCCACAUAGUGAUUGAGUCUUCAAGCCCUUUGGGAAGAAAAUCCGUGAUACUGGAUUGUGACAAAGAUGAUCUUUUCCCUAAAUCCUCUAUUUAGAUUGGGCUGGCUGUACAAUUGACUCCUGGAAAAGUAUUUGCCGACUCUAGAAUAGUGACGUGGAAACGAUGAUCGCUUGUCUUGACAUCUGACCUGGAUUCACUGCACUCCUCCCUGUCUGUGCUCUGCAGAAACGUGCCCAAGGCUCUGGCCAGGAGUUCGGGCCAGGGGCAGUUCCCCAAGUAUUAGAGUUCACUUAUGUUAUUAAAACAAAUUGCCAUAUUUCAAAGCUUUGAACUAAAACUUAAUGACAACCUAUUGGUUUUGUAUCAGUGCCCAAAGGGGACAGGCUGAUGGUGCUUAACAAAGAUAAGUAGGGUAUAAUAUUUAUCCAAAAGUUUUUAAAAAUAGGGUUGUACUUAAAAAGCAAAACAAUACAGUGCGAACGGAGUGAUUGUGCUCCGGCUGGCGUCGCCGUGCUGCAGGGUGUGUGGAGCCCCUCCCUCCUCCCUAGAGCUGGGAGGGAAUGCCUGCUUUCCGGCCCACUCGCACGCUGGAGUGCCUAUGAACACCGAGGGACACAGCUCCUCAACACGGAACUGUGUGUGGACAAUCCGACUGAAAGCAAGGCAAUAAAACAUCACAGUUCAACACUGAUGUGCUGAAAGUUCCACCUCAGUUUAUGAAAUUGUACCUGAAAUCUGUCAUUGCCUAAAGGUGAAUACAUCUCUGUGUGUAUUUCAGCCUGAGCCAAAAUGAUUUCUUUCUUUCAUACUCCAGGACAGAUUUUUUGUUUCUUCUCCACAGCCCUAUAGAGUUUGCAAUCUGUGAUUGCCUUGUAAAAAUAAGAGUGCAUAUGUCACUAUAUUAAACAUUUGGUGUUUCUAAAUAGUCAAUUAUAUUGGUGAGCACAAUGUAUUCGUUUAAUGGCAUAGACCAUUCAGACCUAAUUUGCAAGUAUUGGGUCUUAAACUUCAAGUGCAAUGUAUAUAAAAACCAAUCUGAGCCUUCUAUUCUCUUAAAUAUUUAUUUUUUUGUUCUGUUUUCAAUGUGUGAGACGUUCAAGAGGGGUUCUGCAUCCAUUUCAGUGCUGCAUGGAGGCAAAAGUCAGCAAUCAUUUCUCCCAACUAUAGUUACAUUACUGCUGUACUUUCCACUGGACCCUGUCCUUUACAAUACUCCGGUUUCGUGGUUUUAGCAUACUUUGACUUUUCACUUCGAAAUUUACCUUUUUUAUUAUGCAGCUUAAGUAUUUUUAGCUUGUUUUCAAUUCUGUUAGAAUGACUUGCUUAAAAGAUGUCCCUUUUCAAUAGAGGUCACCAGUCAGCAGAAUGGAAAUUGAAAGGAACUUGCCUGUGAGUGUUGAUGUAAAUGUAUUUGAUUUUCUCUGUGUGAUGGUUCUUGUGGGGGUUGUUUUGCUCUUACUUUGAGAAAGCUACCUUGGAGGCAGCUUUAGGUUAUAGCCAAUUUGUCAUUUGGAUUGUUCUGAACUCUGGGCUCAUCCCUUAUAAAUUUUCUAAAUUGAAAAUGAUUAGUUAUAUUAAAAAACUUUUCAAUGAACAUGUCAGCAUUUUAUGAAAAGCCAGAUGUUAAGAGAUGAAGGCAAUGGAUGAAUUUUUUAAAACAUACUUGAUUGUACACAAACAAUAAGUAUUUUUCUUUCUCUUCGACUGGAAAUCUCUGUUAGAAAUAAUGUAGCUUAAAAAAAUGUGAAUCUAAAGAAUUUCUUUGCCAAUAAUUUAUAGCAAGUAUAUGAACCAAAGUGAUUUGAGUUUGUUAAAAAAAAAGUAAGAUAGUAUGAACAAACUUUGCACUAUACCAGAGUUGAACAUCUAGUGAGAUUCACAUUCAUACUAAGUUUUCAAUAUUGUGUUCUUUUGCAUUCAUUUUUUACUUUUAUUAAAGGUUCAAAACCAA